GUUCAGGCAACCGUUGCGUUCAAGGCAAAGGUCGUGCUGGCGGACUGUUGACCCCUACCGUAACCUCGUCUAAGCCUAUAUUGGCAUGCCGUGCCCUGGGAGGGCGAAUCUCGUCGUCUUCAAACAGCUCACUCGCAGAUGUUCAGCCUUGCCACAACUAUCUUUGUCUUCGUGCCGGAGCACGACUUUCACCGCAACACGUUCGCUCCCGAGCCCGCGUCGAGCCUUGUCUACAGCGGCGGAGUCCCAGAGAGAACUCUUUGAGUACACCUCAGGACGUUGGGUCUAUAACGACGUGCUUCAACACAAGGAACGCGAGGCCAUUUUUGAUGUGGACGAGUUAUGUCGCCUUGCGGCCGAGUCCGUGAACCAGCGCGCCACGGAUGUCGCCAGCAUCUCCAAGCUUGCUGAAGGCGGCUUCAACCGCGUUUUCCUCAUCACCCUGCGCGACGGACAGCAGGUAGUCGCCCGGAUCCCUUACCCUAUGAUCCCACCUCAUUACUAUGCGGUCGCAAGUGAGGUGGCUACUAUCGAGUACCUGCGAAUCUGCGGGAUUCCUACUCCUAAGGUCUAUGGGUAUUCCGCGACCUCCGACAACGCUGCUGGGACUCCUUACAUUUUGAUGGAGUUCGUCCAGGGUACUAUACUCAGUGACAUCUGGCGCAGUCUAGAAGACCAAGAUGUCAUCUCCAUCAUCCGACAGCUCACUGAGCUCGAAGCGCGGAUGAUGUCGCUGUCGUUCCCCGCUGGAGGGGGUCUUUACUUCACUCGAGACCUCGAGAAGGUUGCGUCAGGGCUUGGUGUACCACUGGACGACGAGCGAUUCAGCGUCGGGCCAGACACGAAGCUCGCGUUGUGGUAUGGUAGAAGGAAUCAGCUCGACGUGAAUCGAGGACCAUAUCAUAGCGCUGAAGAAACUCUUGCAAGGGCAGCGCACAAGGAAAUUGCGUAUCUGAAGCGGUUUGGGCAACCGCGCCUGCCCAUGCGGCGUGAAAUGCGACCAAGCUACAAGUUCCAGCCGCAGUCGCCACUGGAGCACAUCGCUUAUUUGGAGCGAUACCUCAGCAUCACGUCGUCGCUCGUACCCAAAGACCCUGCUCUCAGCCGUUUCUGCAUUCGCCAUCCAGACCUCCACCCGAACAACAUCUUCGUGGAGCGAUCACCAGCUGGCUACAAGGUCGUCAGCUUGUUCGACUGGCAGCACGCAUCCAUCUUGCCCAUGUUUCUCCUCGCCGGCGUCCCACAGCGUUUGCAAAACUACGGAGACGGUGUUUCGCUGUCUACUAUGUCGGCCCCCUCUCGACCGGACAACGCCGACGAGAUGACCUCGGGCCAGGAGUACAACUUCCGUCGCCGCCUCGUCCACUAUCACUAUGUCGCCAACACGGAGAAGUGCAACCCGCUACACUACACCGCUUUCAACGACCCUUUGUACGCGCUCCGCGGCCGACUCUUCCAGUUUGCCGGCGCGCCAUGGGAGGGCGAAUCUUCCGACCUGAAGAUCGCACUCAUCGAGGCGAUGGAGACGUGGGAGGAGCUUGCGGGAAAAGGCGUGUCGUGCCCUAUCCAGUUCGACGAGGAAGACUUACGCAAGACGGAGGUGCUGGAGAAAGAGCUAGGUGAGGCCUGCCGAGGGUUCGAGCUCUUCCAGUCCUUCGCUGGUAUCGGGGAAGAGGGCUGGGUGCCUUCUGACGAUCAAUACGAGUUUGCAAGGGACCUCAUCAAGCGCUUUAAGGAAGAUGCGUUGGCGGAUUGUCAGUCAGAGGAGGAGCGGAACGAGGUCAUGAACCACUGGCCAUGGGACGACAUGGACGAGGACGAGUAUAUGUAGCGUCAUGUGCUAGAUAUUGACUGUCUGAAGGACUAGAUACUGCUCUAAUUGGGAACCCGUGAAGGUCAUCGAGACGGACAUGGCGAAGGGCCAGGCUCGUG
Messenger RNA from Schizophyllum commune H4-8, 1932 nucleotides. RefSeq names its product kinase-like protein. The record is from RefSeq and is a predicted model, not a curated record. The transcript is spliced from 3 exons. Gene Ontology annotation, cellular component: mitochondrion. The coding region runs from base 86 to 1831 and encodes 581 amino acids. Lineage: Eukaryota; Fungi; Basidiomycota; Agaricomycetes; Agaricales; Schizophyllaceae.